AUGGCAUCCAUGACGGGCCACAAGUUCUUGAGGCGAGUGGAAGACGUGAAGUGGAAGGGCCGAGAGGACGGCGUUCAGUACCUCCAGGACCUGGGAGGCUUUGUACCACCCACUGCCGAUUGCCUCACGGGUCCUUUGAACUACCUGGCAACUGUCGACGGCAGGAUCCUGGACUAA
Messenger RNA from Colletotrichum truncatum, 177 nucleotides. The record is from RefSeq and is a predicted model, not a curated record. NCBI's taxonomy places the organism in Eukaryota, Fungi, Ascomycota, Sordariomycetes, Glomerellales, Glomerellaceae.